Aspergillus pseudonomiae is the source of this 1536-nucleotide messenger RNA. RefSeq names its product major facilitator superfamily domain-containing protein. The transcript is spliced from 4 exons. NCBI's taxonomy places the organism in Eukaryota, Fungi, Ascomycota, Eurotiomycetes, Eurotiales, Aspergillaceae. The coding region runs from base 1 to 1536 and encodes 511 amino acids. Gene Ontology annotation, molecular function: transmembrane transporter activity. Gene Ontology annotation, cellular component: membrane. The record is from RefSeq and is a predicted model, not a curated record. Gene Ontology annotation, biological process: transmembrane transport.
AUGGCAUCCCAAAAAAAACUCACUGACGCCCAACAAGCCUAUGAUGAACAGAUUGAGGAUGUUUCAUAUGACCCAAUAUCUCAAAAGCAACAACAGGGUUAUCAUGCAUCGACACCUCAAGAUACCAAGUUGGAUCGCCAGCUCAACCUGAAGCUUGACUGCGUCAUUGUCUCUAUAUUAACAGUGGGCUUCUUGCUCCAAGCAGUAGACAAGUCGAACAUAAGCAACGCUGCGACCACGGAAACGUUCAGCCAGGACUUGCAUCUCAAGCACAAUGACGUGCCGAAUGCCGUAUCUCUCUAUGCCGCUACUUUCAUCCCAUGUAUGCCUAUCUCCGUCAUGCUGGGGAGAAUUGUGGGGCCUCGUCUGUGGCUACCGUUCAUCAUGGUAGCCUGGGGCGUGGUGACAAUCACUCAGGCUGUCAUGAAAAACCGUGCACAGAUGAUGGCCCUCCGCUUGCUUCUCGGUGUCUUCGAGGCUGGAUAUGUUCCCACCGCAUACUACUAUAUCGGCACAUUGUAUCCUGCAUACCACGCCGGACUUCGGAUGGGGAUGUUGGCCCUGAGCUUUGCGUUCUCGGGGGCAUUUGCUGGUCUGAUUGCCUAUGGAUGCUUCCAGAUCCGGUCGACACAGUGGAAGGACUGGGAGUUACUUUUCCUUGUCGAAGGAAGUGUCACUAUAUUUGUCGCUGUCCUGGCGCUGGCAAUGCUACCGAACAAACUGAGAACAGCCUGGUUUUUGAAUGAAGGGGAGCGAGCACAUGCGAUCCGUCGCAUGGCUACUGAUAGAGGGGCACACGAAGACAUGGCAGAAGCCAAUGCUGAGGAAUCUGAUCAUCGCCUCACCACGAAGGAUAUCGUCAAGGCUCUGAAGGACUGGAAGAAAGUCCUUAUCAUUGUGUGCAACCUGUGUGCCACUACGCCUGCGUAUGGCUUUGCCAUCUUCCUACCUCUGAUGGUCAAGGGAAUGGGUUAUGAAUCCAUUAAGGCAAAUUUGAUGACAGUCCCCCCGUUCAUGGUGGGUGGUGUAGGCCUUUUAACCAUUGUCUGGCUCUCGGACCGCUUCCACGAGCGCUCCGGGUUUGCCAUUUUAUCGAUGUUGAUCUCGAUUGUUGGGUACAUUGUCCUCAUCGCCAGUAAAAGCAACAAGGUUCGCUACGGGUUCCUCCAUGUUGCGCUGAUCGGCUCGGGCACUGCAAACCCGCUGAUUGCUGCAUGGUUGACGGACAAUACACCAGACCAUGCCACACGUGCAGUCACGAUGGGUUUAUUCGGGCUAACUAAUAUAUCUGCAGUCAUUGCCGGGCAGAUAUUCAGAGAGAGUUAUGCACCAUCGUAUCGGAUAUCCGUGAUCGCUGUUUUGAUUAUCGUGGCAGUGGGAUUACUUGGGUUCGCGGCGAUUCGUGGGUUGUAUAUGCUAGAGAACCGCAGGCGCAAGAAGGAGACAGAAAAUUGGACCGCUGAGGAAUAUGAGGCGGAGAGACUUAAUUCGCGGCGCAUUGGCCAUGAAAAGAAAUACUUUGUGCUUAGAUACUAG